Messenger RNA from Oncorhynchus masou masou (cherry salmon), 1464 nucleotides. RefSeq lists its product as uncharacterized. NCBI's taxonomy places the organism in Eukaryota, Metazoa, Chordata, Actinopteri, Salmoniformes, Salmonidae. The coding region runs from base 171 to 956 and encodes 261 amino acids. The record is from RefSeq and is a predicted model, not a curated record. The transcript has 9 exons.
AACGUAUUUAUAAAAAAAGUUCCCCAAAAACGUCGAUACUGUGUUGAAGACGAGCAGCUGCUGAACCCAGCUAUCAAAAGCGUUUUCUCCGUAGUGUAAAUGUAACCGACUGAGUAGGCAUAGCUAUAUAGCUCCUGUCACCCAAUGGCAGGCCUUCAAUGUGUUAAGACAUGGAUCCUGCUACCAACACCGUUGAAGACCUGAUGCUCAGGAUCUGCCACCAAGAGGGCAUUGAGAACUCUACAGCUGUGUGCCUCUACACCGUUGAAGACCUGAUGCUCAGGAUCUGCCACCAAGAGGGCAUUGAGAACUCUACAGCUGUGUGCCUCUACACCGUUGAAGACCUGAUGCUCAGGAUCUGUCACCAAGAGGGCAUUGAGAACUCUACAGCUGUGUGCCUCUACACCGUUGAUGGAAUGCCUCUAACUGAUGAUCCUUUCUUCAACACAUGGUCUUUGAAAGACAGGCACAUUGAAAUUGGAAGUGAGCUCUAUGCCAUGUUUACACCCAAGGAGAACUUGAGACCAGCCCUGCUAGUGACACUGCAAGAAAUUACUGACAUGACAGGAGAGGAUAAUGUUCGAUGCCACAUCAUGCUCAAGGGAGACUUUGAGGUCAAGGUGGACUUGGCAAGUGACACAUUACGAGAUCUGAGACAGAAGCUCUCUGAUGAAAGUGGAAUCCCAGCACAUGUCCUCCAUUAUAAAUGUAAACGCGGUGGAGUUGGACAGACUUUGCUAGAUUGUGGAAUCAAUGAGGAGUCAACUGUGGUCUUUUCUCUGUCCUCCUUCCCUGAUGAGCGUCAAGACAUUAAGGAAUUCUACUUCAAUGAUGUCGUUCCCUCAGUGCAACAAUCCCAGAAAGGACUCAGUGCUUUCUUUUCUUCACUUUAUGCCAUUAACAAUAGAGAACAACGUUCUGGAGAUGUAUUAAACAAAGUGACUGCAUACAUUUGAAAGCUCAGUGGGUGCAAACCUUUGGCCCAAAGUCUGCAUCAGCUGUUGUAUAGAAAUGAGGUUGGAACAAGGACCCAGAAGGUUGCUAUCGUUGAAGGAUUGUACAAUCUCUUCAGAGAGCUGUUGCCAAGCCUCCACAAAAGAAGAGGUGACACAAUCAUUGAAGACUCAGAUGUUUUUGAGAAUGCACCAGUGUGCUGGGCCUACCUGUUAUCUGAAGCAAAGAAAGAGAGUUCACAACAUGAGGUCUAUGUACCGAUAGUCUUGAACUCUCAACCUGGAGAAUGUUUCUGCGACCCAGUUCGAGUACCUGGGUUACCAGAUGUCUUUGAGAGAGAGGAUGUUCUGCAGAAAAUCAAAGAUGGAGAGAAAAUCGCAAACUGCUCUGUGGAGAUCCUGACAGAGACUUCAAUGUCUAGAGCCUCUGAUGUUGAAAGGAUUUUUCUCAGUCUGCCUCCAUUCAUCAAAACAUUCCCUAAGUGGGCUUCAUCUGGACUUGUGACUCGCC